Molecule: messenger RNA, 821 nt
Organism: Astyanax mexicanus (Mexican tetra)
Lineage: Eukaryota; Metazoa; Chordata; Actinopteri; Characiformes; Acestrorhamphidae
Product: serine-aspartate repeat-containing protein C
Exons: 3
Coding region: 243-650 (135 amino acids)
Source: RefSeq, a predicted model, not a curated record
GAAGCGGAUGUAGCUCAAAGCUGAGCAGUUACUCAGUUUCACCCAUUCAUCCGUCUGGGCAGAUUCUGGUCUGAGCCAGCCCUCCGCUUACUCACAGCACAUCUUCAGUAUAUUAACUGCAGAGCUGUUGAUGUUUACUCUACACGCUGAUACUGGAGUAAUUGGACACAGAACUGAGGAAAGACUGUAUAGGAUUAAAGAAGAUUAAGAAGCUUGUGCAGGUAAUUCUCUAAACCUGAAAGAUGUGGACAUUGAGGACCGCACUGCUGAUGCUGUUCAUCGCAUCCGUUUUCUCCAAACCGCUCAUUUCAGAAGGUCUGAGAGGUCUAAAGGAGGACUCGAUCAACAGAGAUCUUCAGAAAUCCGACUCCAUGGAAUCGAAUGAAUUGAGUGAUAUCUCGGCUGAGGGCGGCUCCCGCUUGCCUCAGUCAGUUGAGGAUUCUAAUUCAGAUUCGGAUUCAGAUUCUGACGAGGAUGAUGAUGACGACGACGACGACGAUUCUGACGAGGAUACUUCCAGCACCACCACUUCUACUCUUCCUUCUACUACUCCUUCUCCUUCAGGGCCAAGCACAACUAGAGUAAUCCCCACCGCUGAAAUUAUCACCCCUUUCCCUGUUGGGCCGACCGGAUCCCGAGGGGAUAACUAAAGCAUCACUAUAGAGCACUUCCUGAGAGGUCAUGAAGGUCAAAUGAAUGUUUUUGCACCAUACUUUACAAAUGCACUGUUACCUGCACUGUUUAUUACACUGUUCAUUUUAUUUCUUUGGCUGAAUCUGUUUCUGAAUCUUAUGCAAAUAAAUUAUCAGCAUUUUGAAAAA